Molecule: messenger RNA, 1563 nt
Organism: Synchiropus splendidus (mandarinfish)
Lineage: Eukaryota; Metazoa; Chordata; Actinopteri; Syngnathiformes; Callionymidae
Gene: th2
Product: tyrosine hydroxylase 2
Exons: 13
Coding region: 78-1493 (471 amino acids)
Biological process (GO): dopamine biosynthetic process from tyrosine
Cellular component (GO): cytoplasm; perikaryon; axon
Molecular function (GO): tyrosine 3-monooxygenase activity; iron ion binding
Source: RefSeq, a predicted model, not a curated record
GCUACAUAUGCUAACGGUAUUUAAACCUGAACUCUGUCGCCGGCCAUGACACACAGCGCGUCGCCAACGACGUCCUCAUGAAGACGGACAACGGAGUCCCACCACCUGCUCCAUCCGCGGGGAGGAAGCAGAGCCUGAUCGAGGAUGCUCGGCGCGAGAGAGGCAGCGGCUCCACGGGCUCCCCGGGACCUUCCAAGUUCGGAGACGGCCCCGUGUUCGAAGAGAAGGAAGGGAGAGUGACUUUGAACGUCCUGUUUGCGCUGGGCAACGAGAAAAACGGGGGAUUCUUCAAAACAGGAAAGAUAUUCGAGACAUUUGAAGCCAAACUUAUUCACAUUGAAAGCAGGCACAAGUACAAGAAUAGCCCGUGUGAACUGGAGUUUUACAUGAAGUGUGAAGUCAACAGCUCAGACCUGGAUGUGUUUAUCAAUUCACUGAAGCGAGUGGUGGAUGACGUGAGCUGCGUGCACGAAGAAAAAAUUCCCUGGUUUCCUCGACACAUAAAGGAUCUGAACAAAUGCAACCUGCUGAUAACCAAAUUUAAUCCAGACAUGGAUGAGCUUCAUCCUGGUUACAGUGAUCCAGAAUACAGGAAGCGACGGGCUUUCAUCUCAGAACUGGCCUUUAAAUACAAUCACGGCGAUCCACUACCAAUUGUGCAUUACACGGCCGAGGAAAUAGCCACCUGGAGAGAGGUGUACCAAAAUCUCCGCAGCAUCUAUCCCCUCCUCGCUUGUCGGCAGUUUCUGGAUGGACUGCAGCAGCUGGAGAGAGAGUGUGGGUACGGGGAGGACCGCAUCCCUCAGCUCCGAGAUGUUUCUGCCUUCCUCAAAGAGAAAACUGGCUUCCAGCUCCGUCCAGUAGCCGGCCUGCUGUCAGCCAGAGACUUCCUCGCCAGUUUGGCCUUCAGGGUGUUCCAGUGCACACAGUACAUCCGUCACUCCUCUGCACCCAUGCACUCUCCUGAACCGGACUGCUGUCACGAGCUGAUUGGUCACAUCCCCAUGUUGGCAGACAAAGAGUUUGCUCAGUUCUCUCAGGAGAUUGGACUCGCCUCUCUUGGAGCUUCCAAUGAAGAUAUAGAGAAACUGUCUACAUUAUACUGGUUCACAGUGGAGUUUGGCCUCUGCAGACAAAACGGUGUGGUGAAAGCUUACGGUGCCGGGCUCCUCUCGUCUUAUGGAGAACUUGUUUAUGCUCUAUCCAACGAACCAGAGUACAAACCCUUCAAUCCUGAAGAGACAGCAGUCCAGCCGUACCAGGACCAAACCUUCCAACCGCUUUACUUUGUGUCUGAAAGCUUUGAAGAUGCAAAGCUGAAGUUGAGGAGGUAUUCCGCAACCAUCAGACGCCCGUUUGCUGUGCGCUAUGACCCCUUCACCUGCAGCAUUGAGGUCCUCGAUCAGCCCUGUAAGAUCCAGAGUGCUCUGAGCCAAACAAGGGAGGACCUGAAGACCCUGCAGUGCGCUCUGGAGAAGAUAAGCUCCUCCUAGAAUAUUAUUUCACACCAGAAAAACCACCAAGGAUAAUAAACCACAGCAGAAGACAGGUUCGAUGGGUUCG